Komagataella phaffii GS115 is the source of this 1434-nucleotide messenger RNA. RefSeq names its product Essential protein that associates with the contractile actomyosin ring. The record is from RefSeq and is a predicted model, not a curated record. The coding region runs from base 1 to 1434 and encodes 477 amino acids. The transcript has a single exon. Lineage: Eukaryota; Fungi; Ascomycota; Pichiomycetes; Pichiales; Pichiaceae.
AUGUCCCUUAAUCCCCACUACAAGGUUAGCGGAACUUUGGUAAUAGUGGUUGACAAGGCUAGGGAUCUACCCAAUAUACGCAAGCUCGACAAACAGUCGCCAUAUUGUCUUCUAAGAAUUAAUGGAUUACCAGUUCAAAGAUCAAAAACUAUAUAUAGAGGCGGUCAGACUCCUGAAUGGGACCACGAACUUCGGUUCAAUAUAACACCAGAUGUUGAGCCGAAGCUGGGUCUUAUGAUAUUCGACGGCACCAAAGAGUCGUCCUCUUUGAUUGCAAGCACGGAAAUUGACCUUACUAAAGUCUUUAUUAGAGGUGAUCUAGAUGAUUGGUACCAUGUUCAUUCUGAAUCUUAUAAGAAAAAUAGGGGAGAGAUUUAUUUACAAAUGACUUUCUAUCCAGAUGCCCCAAUCGUUCCUCCCAAGAUUGUAAACACGCCCAGAACUUCUAAAAGAACAUCAGACAGACCACUUCCAGCGAUUCCAGGGUCUAAACACUCAUUUGACCUGUCCCCACUCAACACCGAGCUUGCUAGUUCCGUCAGAUCAAACUCUGUACACAAACCCUUACCUCUGCCUCCGUUAGAAGAUCAGGAACUCACACCACCACCAUACAGUGCGAGCCCAAGUGUAAGUGUAUUUAGUGAGCCUGGGAGCAAAGAACGUCACCGUGAACAAGAACGUGAACGCGGAUCUGUGCUGAGCAAGAUUUCGAAGAGAUUAUCCAAAUCUGUUUCACCCUCCAGAGAGCUAAUAGGCUCAUCCAGCAAACCUUCAAGUGAUACCUUUGACGUUCUAGAGCAGCAAAUUCAGUCAGAAAUCAGCAGAGAUCCCUCGGACAUAGGAAAGAAAAAGUACAUUGCAUCUUCUUGGGUCAGCAAAAAUCAGCCCCCAAAAAAAGUGCCAGUAAAUGAACAGGAAAAUAUAGCACCGCGUCCCAAGAGUAUGGACCAUUCCCAAUCACCAUUUACCUCUUCCAGGUCACCCAAAGGCAGGAAGCCACCCCCGCCAGCUCAGACGUCCUUCUCGGAUAUCUACUUAGGGACAAGUAAAGUAUCGGUACCAGCUUACGAAGUUUCGAAACAAGAUGAAAUUCUAGAUCCAAAACACUUUGCUCCAACUCCGGAUAUAAACCUUUCAAAAGCUUUAAAAUUCCAAGACGGGAAGAAUCUUGAUUUAAAAGAUUUCAAAUUUAGUACAUAUGCAUCAGAGAAAGACCAGAUAGACAGGGGUGGAUACGUGGGAGAUGGUAAAUGGAAUAAACCCGCUAUGACAUAUUCAGAGAUACGGAAACAACAACUGAGAGAGUACGGCCUCGAAGAAAACCAACCCAAGCCAUUGGUGCCUCCAAAAGUUCCCAUAGGAAUGAAUACGCAAGAAUACUACUAUGUUGACAGGGAAAAGUUUUUGAAGGACAUUCAUGGGGACAGAUCUUGA